This is a messenger RNA of Formica exsecta, 3543 nucleotides long. Its product is annotated as serine/threonine-protein phosphatase alpha-2 isoform. Bases 213 to 1199 code for a protein of 328 amino acids. Gene Ontology annotation, molecular function: protein serine/threonine phosphatase activity. Gene Ontology annotation, cellular component: nucleus; cytoplasm. NCBI's taxonomy places the organism in Eukaryota, Metazoa, Arthropoda, Insecta, Hymenoptera, Formicidae. The record is from RefSeq and is a predicted model, not a curated record. The transcript is spliced from 5 exons.
AGAAACGGUGGAAGGGAAGGGAAGGAGGCGGAAGGGAGUGGAGUGCGCGGUUAUCCGGGCGGCCAUUGCGAGGUACUUUGUACGUUGAAGCCGCGAGCGCGAUCCCGAGUGUCGUGCGACACCCAAGCGAAGGAAUCCAGGCGGAUCGACAGUCAUCCUCGUGAUAAGGUGCUCCGUGUGAAGCCCGGGACGCGCACUAAGACUCCGGCCCGAUGGCUGAGACCGACAAGUUGAACAUCGACAACAUCAUAGCUCGGCUCUUGGAAGUACGAGGAGCAAGACCAGGCAAAAAUGUUCAGUUGACAGAAGUAGAGAUUAGAGGAUUGUGUCUCAAGUCACGUGAAAUUUUUCUAUCACAACCCAUUCUUUUAGAGCUUGAAGCACCAUUGAAGAUAUGUGGUGAUAUUCAUGGGCAAUACUACGACUUGUUGCGAUUAUUUGAAUAUGGUGGUUUCCCGCCCGAGAGCAACUAUCUUUUUCUAGGAGAUUAUGUCGAUAGAGGGAAACAAUCUUUAGAAACUAUCUGUCUCCUUCUUGCCUAUAAGAUCAAAUAUCCAGAAAAUUUUUUUUUAUUGAGAGGAAAUCAUGAAUGUGCAUCCAUCAAUAGGAUAUAUGGAUUUUAUGAUGAGUGUAAACGUCGUUACAACAUUAAAUUAUGGAAAACGUUCACCGAUUGCUUUAACUGCCUGCCAGUUGCUGCGAUAGUAGACGAAAAGAUUUUUUGCUGUCAUGGAGGCUUGAGUCCGGAUCUGCAGAGCAUGGAACAGAUUAGACGUAUCAUGAGACCGACCGAUGUACCUGAUCAAGGAUUGCUCUGUGAUUUAUUAUGGUCUGAUCCUGAUAAAGACACUAUGGGUUGGGGCGAAAACGAUCGUGGUGUAUCGUUUACAUUUGGCGCAGAAGUCGUUGCCAAAUUUUUACACAAACAUGACUUUGAUCUUAUAUGUCGUGCACAUCAGGUGGUGGAAGAUGGUUACGAAUUCUUUGCCAAACGGCAGUUGGUGACAUUAUUCUCGGCUCCAAAUUACUGCGGCGAAUUUGACAAUGCAGGUGCCAUGAUGUCGGUGGACGAGACUCUCAUGUGCAGUUUUCAGAUUUUAAAACCAGCUGAUAAGAGGAAAUUUACUUACGGUGGUUUGAAUGCGGGACGGCCGGUGACGCCACCGCGAGGCGCAAACAACAAAAAUAAGAAGAAGUGAAAUCCUUAGACUUGUCUUUUCGAAUGGGACGCUUAGGAUUUUACAACUGCUACUUCCCGACCCACCAUCUAUUAAGACGCUACGUCCUUGUAAGAAAGAGUGAGAGAAAGAGAGAGAGAGAGCGAGCGAGAGAGAGAGAGAAGAGUUAUAAUAAUAAUUAUUAUUAUAAUUAUAUUAUUAUAUUAUUAUUUUCGAUUGACUACGAAGCCUGCAGAAAUAGUAAUAAUGAAUAUAUUUAUCAGAAAAUCCGGAGGGGCGUUGCUUUUCACAGAGUUUGUCGAAAGUAGUAAGUGAUAUAGUAUGUUUGUAGUUAAAUGUGUUAUUGUAUAAAACAAAAUAGUAGAGAACUUGAUCUAUCGACGAUAAGAUUAGAAAAGAUUGUGUGGGGUUGCCAACAACAUUCUUAACAAUUGCAAAGUUGAAAAGUAAGAAGCCAAAUGGCAGCAAAAACAAAACUUUUACUGUAAUUCGUCUUUCGCAUUCGUAAAUCUCGUAAUGUGUCUUGAUUCAUUUUUCAUCUACAUUUAUUCAUCAGUGUUGUCAGCAUCUAAUUUGCCAAGAAGACAAGACCUCUUUCAAUCACUUCGCGCUGUAACGAAAAUCGACAUGAUAAUUAUAUGUAUUGCAAUGUCACAUACACAUACAUACAUACAUGCUGCUCUCACUUCAUUUCAUUAUGUAAGUAUGCUAUUAAUGAAGAUAUAUCGAUAUACAAGUAAUAACUAGAGCGAUUGCCUAGACUUAAUUCUUUAAAAUAUAAUAGAUAUUUAUAUAGCUCGAUACUUCUGUAAGUUGCACAAAUUUGUAAACGACUUCUAUUACAUCAUACGUACUUUUAUAAAUAUACAUUUAUAUAUGAAUUGUGAAAUACAGAAAGAAAUAGAUGGUCAGAAAAAAAGACAGAAACAAAUUUUGUUCAAAGCAAGUGUUGAAGCGUUUAAUGAACCUUUAAUGUGUACAUUUUUGUCUCAUGACGAACGAAAACAAGUACUUGUAUUGCGAUUAUUAUGGCAGCAAGGCUUCUCUGGAUUAAUUAAUAUCAACGACACUAUAUAGUAUCUGUAAACGCGGGAGAAUUAAUCGUGUGAUUAAUAAAUACAUGCGAGCGCACAUUGGUUUCACUAUGAUAGGCGUCUAAUUAUGAAAUAAUACAAAAAGAAAGAAGCGUGCCCAUUUACGGUCGAGGAUUUUCCACCUCCCGAUCGAGACAGUCCUGUGUGAAUCGAAUCAUUACUAUUGUUAACAUUAUUCAUCUUCCUCGCUUUCCACAUUCAUUUUAUUUAGUUUCCCCACAUAUAUCCCUAUCUUCAGCCUUUCCAUUAGCCAAUGCACAGAGCACAGAUCCAUCCUCGAUAAUAUAGAAAAGAAAAGAAAAAAAAAACAAUAUUUACGAAAAAAACCACGACGUGAGGAUCUUACGGGAUCUUGAGACCGAUCAUGUUAACCUCCUCUCUUCAUACUUGUACACACAUUAAUUUCUUUUUAUAAAUAAAAUUCACAUAAAAACAUCCGUCAUCUCUUCAAUCGAUACAUAUAUAUCCAUCAUCCCAUGGCGAUUUCCAAUAUGUAAGAUCGGACAGAAUUCAAUCCCGUUUAUUCCAAUUUAUAUGAGGCGAGCGUAACGUAUCUCAAUUUUAUCCCGCGAAUAUCUCGUAUGUAUGUAAAAUGUAUAAGAGAAAUGCGCGAUCAGGCACUAUAUAUGAUACUUAGAAUAAUAACGCAAACGUCCGUAACGCAUUCAUAUUCUUCACACGUCUAUGUAAAUAUCCGCUCAUCUCAAAGACACAUUUAUUCGAAGUUUUUUCUUAUUAACCGUACUAUAUUUAGAUAGAUACGUGAUCGUUCCGGCGGCUGUAAUUUUAUCUGCGUCGUAUUAAGAGAGGUACAUAUAUACGUACAAAAGGGCUAAGCCGAUAACACCAAUUAUCAUCUCGUCUUAUUAAGCUCCUUGCGACGCACUUUCAUUAUCGCUCAUGAUCUUCGGAAGUUUAAAUACAGUGUGAACGAUAUUGAUAUGAUUAAAUUUUGAAUUGAACUUUUUACUUAUUGAUACGAUCAAUAAGUAGAAGAUCUAUUCUAGUUGUACCUUUUGCGUUUAAAAAAUAAUAAGUAUAUAUUUUAGAGCAAAGAAAAAGAGAGAGAGUAGAUUAAAUUAGAAAGACAUUAUAGAAAACAUGAAACAAACAGAAAUUAUAAUUGAUUUAUGAUCAGUAACGUGUAUCAAUCACUAUCUUCUUCACGCAAUUUUCUGAUAUAUUCAAAGCGGAAAAAUAUAUUAAUUAAAAAUCUUUAUUAUACAAGGCUUAUUGUAGAUGUAAAUUGCAAAUAUAGUCAAACACAAAAU